GGUGGCAGCGUGGUCCGGUGAAGUCAAGGCGUCAAGUGCCUCGUUUGAACGCUUUGAACGUUCAACAGCUGAGCGAACGAACAGCAGCUUCACUUCGACUCAAUCGUCAAUCUCAGUCGUGUAGCAAUCGCGGUUUCGAUCGGGUCGCGUCCGUGUUCCGAUACCGGUGGCAGUCUCCGAAAGCAGCGUCGUUUGUCUACUAAAUUUUCCACGCGGAAAAUCGCGUAAAGUGUACAAUUUCUCCAGUUUCGGCUGGACGGAAGGUUGUGAAGAAGUUUUUUGACAGUGACAGGAAAUGACCGCAACCGCAGAACCACAGCAGACUGAUGGCAGUUUGGCCGUGGUUCAAAAGAACAAACCGCACGCUGCAUCCACGGGGCAAGUAAACCAAGCAUUCGAGCUUAGCGACGUAGAAGGCGCCAAAAACGGUUCAACACUCAGACCAAAUGGGCUUCAGCCAGAUGAAGGAGGUGGCGGAGGCGGUGGCCACGGCAUCGAUUCCGACCAUCCGACAAACUAUUUGGAAACCAUCAUGCACAUUUUCAAGGGUAACGUCGGUCCCGGCUUGUACGCCAUGGGGCAAGCGUUCUACAAUGGCGGCAUCCUCGUGUCACCCGUGCUGACCGUCCUGCUCGGAAUCACGUGUAUUCACAGUCAACAUUUGCUGCUGAUCGCGUCCAAGAAGAUCAAAUCGAAAUUGCCCGCAUCGGACAAAUAUCCAGACUUUGCGGAAACGGUAGAGCUCUGCUUCGAACAUGGACCGGUGCGAUUUCAGCGGUGGAGCCGCGCGAUGCGAUUGGCCGUGAACAUUUUCAUCUGCGUCACCCAGCUGGGCUUUUGUACGGUGUACUUCGGAUUCAUCAGUAACAAUUUGAAACAAAUCUACGACUUCUACGGAAUCCAUCUGGACAUCCGGUUGCACAUGCUCAUCAUCCUGGUGCCGAUCCUGCUGCCCUCGUUGAUCCGUAACUUCAAAUACCUGGCCUGGUGCAUGACGCUUGCCAACGCGUGCAUGAUCCUCGGUAUCUGCAUCACGGCCUACUACGCCGUUCAGGAUCUCCCGCCGAUCAGCGAGCGUAACUACUUCUCCAGCUGGCACCAGCUUCCGCUCUACUUCGGGACGGCCAUAUUCGCAUUCGAAGGUAUCGCCCUGGUCCUGCCGCUGCAGAACGCCAUGAAACAUCCGGAAGACUUUGGACGGCCGCUCGGGGUGCUCAACGUGGGAAUGGCCGUGGUCACGUUCAUAUUCACCGGGUUGGGUUUCGUAGGGUAUCUCAAAUGGGGCGACGAUGUCAAGAGCAGCCUGACGUUGAACAUCCCGCACGAUGAAAUUCUGGCACAGAGUGUUAAGGUUAUGGUUUCUUUUGGAAUCCUGCUUGGGUACGCUUUGCAGUUCUUUAUCGCGAUCCAGAUUAUGUUACCGUCGGUGGUGAAAAAAGUCGGAUUCGGUAGAAAUCAUCCAGUGUUGGUUGAUUUGACCUUCAGGACGUUCAUGGUUCUGGUUACUUUUGCCAUCGCAGAAAGUAUUCUCAAUGUCGGAGCGUUGAUCUCACUGAUUGGGGCGUUGUGUUCGACGUCCUUGGCCUUGGUGUUUCCACCGGUGCUGGAGCUGAUCUUGGGUCUGGCCGAGGGCGAAUGCCCUGCGGAAACGCCAGGAGUGACCAAAUCCACCAGUGCCAUAAGUGUGUUUGUUUGGGUUAAGAACAUUUGUAUAUUACUGUUAGCGCUGUUCAUUUUCGUUACCGGAACUGUCGAGAGUUUGGAUGCGAUACGACACCUGCAGUAAGUUUGUGAUUAUCGAAUUUUGUAAGAAA
This is a messenger RNA of Aedes albopictus (Asian tiger mosquito), 1814 nucleotides long. RefSeq names its product proton-coupled amino acid transporter 1. Gene Ontology annotation, molecular function: L-amino acid transmembrane transporter activity. The coding region runs from base 296 to 1786 and encodes 496 amino acids. Gene Ontology annotation, biological process: amino acid transmembrane transport. The transcript is spliced from 5 exons. The record is from RefSeq and is a predicted model, not a curated record. Lineage: Eukaryota; Metazoa; Arthropoda; Insecta; Diptera; Culicidae.